Arachis duranensis is the source of this 2306-nucleotide messenger RNA. RefSeq names its product putative glycerol-3-phosphate transporter 1. The record is from RefSeq and is a predicted model, not a curated record. Gene Ontology annotation, cellular component: membrane. Lineage: Eukaryota; Viridiplantae; Streptophyta; Magnoliopsida; Fabales; Fabaceae. The transcript is spliced from 3 exons. Gene Ontology annotation, biological process: phosphate ion homeostasis; transmembrane transport. Bases 251 to 1780 code for a protein of 509 amino acids. Gene Ontology annotation, molecular function: glucose 6-phosphate:phosphate antiporter activity.
CACACGUUUUUGCCUCCGAAUUUCUCAAAACCCGCUAAACAAAACAAAACAAAACAAACACAAUAGUAACUUCCACGAACACAAGUGGUGUAAUGGUGUUCGGAGUUUGAAACUUGUUCAAACGUCAAAACCCCCAGAAUUUCCACCCAAGUCACCUUCCACUUUGCUUAAUAAGUUCAAUUCUGCGAGGGGAGAAAGUUCAGCUUCUACUCUUUUGUUGCAGCUGAAUUGAGAUAUAUAAUAUAAUUUCAUGGGUUCAGCACCAGAAUUGUCCCUUAAGAGAAGUUCUAGUAAGCUACUUGGAAUUAGGGCCAUUGAAUACUUGAAAGGUGGUCCUGUUUCCUUCAAAACCCACCAAGCAAUUGUUCUGAUUGUAACAUUUUUGGCUUAUACUAGUUACCAUGCCACCAGAAAAACCACAAGUAUUGUUAAGAGUGUUCUUGAUCCUCAAUCAUCAGAUAUAGGAUUGAGUCUCCCGAAAAAGAAGAGAAUUUCUUCAAGUGUUCUUGGUAAUGGUUGGGCACCAUUCAAUGAAUCAGAUGGGACUUCCCUUCUUGGUGAUGUGGAUGUUGCAUUCCUUUCCUUUUACGCAUUGGGGAUGUACUUUUCAGGACACUUCGGUGAUCGAUGUAAUUUAAGGAUUUUUCUUACUGUGGGAAUGCUAGGAACUGCUUUGUUCACUUCACUAUUCGGGGUAGCUUAUUGGGCAAACAUUCAUAACUUUUACUAUUUCUUAGUGGUUCAAAUGAUUGCUGGACUGUUUCAAUCAACUGGAUGGCCUUCGGUUGUUGCAGUCGUCGGAAACUGGUUUGGAAAGAGCAAGAGAGGGUUGAUCAUGGGAAUAUGGAAUGCUCACACGUCCGUUGGGAACAUCACAGGAUCCUUGAUUGCUUCAGCUAUGUUGUGUUAUGGAUGGGGAUGGUCCUUUGUUGUGCCGGGACUUAUGAUGGCUUUCGUCGGCUUGAUGGUUUUCUUUCUAUUGCCGGUUGCACCUGAGUCUGUGGGAGUUAGCAGAGAGGAAGAUGAGUGUAAUUCACCCAAGAAAAGUGGAGAUGAAGAAGUGAAUGAGCCUCUCUUAGCACCGGAGAAUCCGGCCGAGGAAGAACCAGUUGGCUUCCUUGAGGCCUGGAAAAUUCCUGGGGUUGCCCCUUUCGCACUCUGUCUGUUUUUCGCCAAAUUGGUUGCAUAUACAUUUCUUUAUUGGCUCCCCUUCUAUGUUAGCCACACAGCAAUUGAUGGGAAAUAUCUAUCCAGUGAGACAUCAGGGACAUUAUCGACUUUAUUCGAUGUUGGUGGGGUUCUUGGAGGGAUUCUAGCCGGCCACAUUUCCGAUCACUUAGAUGCUAGAGCCAUAACAGCAGCUAGCUUCAUGUAUUGUGCUAUACCUGCUCUGUUCUUCUACAGAAGCUAUGGUCAUGUUUCAUUGAUUGUGAAUGCUGCAUUGAUGUUCAUAACUGGUAUGUUUGUGAAUGGCCCUUAUGCCCUCAUAACAACCGCUGUUUCGGCUGACCUGGGAACACAUAAGUCAUUGAGGGGGAAUUCGCGAGCUCUAGCAACUGUCACGGCUAUCAUCGAUGGAACAGGUUCUAUUGGGGCUGCAAUAGGACCUCUAUUGACCGGUUAUAUAUCGGCCAAGAGCUGGAGUGCAGUUUUCACAAUGUUGAUGAUAGCAGCUUUAAUUGCAGGGCUGCUUCUUACUAGGCUUGUAAUGGCUGAGGUGGCUGCAAAGAUCGAAGAGUCGAGGUCCAACAGAGCACCGGAAUGUUCCCUUGAUGUUUAAAACUUUGAGGAGUUUCCGGUAUACUACCUGGCUGUGUAAUGAUGCGGAUAGUUCUUGUGAAGCAUCAUUUCAUGGCUUCAGGUGAUCAAAUUCAUCAGAUCAUGCACUGCAGUGGUUGAAAAUGGAGAUGUUUAAAGGUUUUUAAACAUUCUUCAUGUUAUUGGAAUAACAGUUUCCAAUGUUAUUUGUAUGUACAUCUUGUGAUAUAUAGUUACCCUCAAUUGCCCCCAUUCUAGUAUAGAUUAAUAUAGUGUUGUCCUUAGAAAUGAGCUUUGUCAAGAGCUUCUUGUAGUUUUUUGAAUAUGGAAAAAAAAAAAAAAUCAACCACAUUGUUUGUGAGAUCAAGAAUCAAAGAUUUCAAGUGUGUUUACAACUUGAUCUUGGCUAGGAUUUUUUCAAUGGAUUUCAUUGAUGGGGUGCAAAGAGUUUGCAAUAAUGUAAAAAAGUAUAAACUCUAUAUGUGCCCCCUCAAUUUGACUUGUAUCUUCUAAUUUGAGGAAUGUGUCUUGGCCUUCUAUUUUGCUAA